UGCUGUUUACUGUUUAGUGGUGUAUUGAAUUAUUGAAUGAUCUGAAUUUGUAAAUUUUUGUGUUUUGCUUGCUGUCUGGAUCUCUGGAACAGUGGAACGUCAUCGUCAACGUUUGAUCUCGAUCUGUCUGAAGUUGUUGUUGUUGACCUAGCCAAGACCAACUUAAAAAACACCGGGAAUAUUCGUGUUUUGUUUGAUAGCCUAUUAUUUAUCAAAAUUGAGAAUUGUUUUCGAACUUUUAAUUCAUAGUGUAUAGGUUGUAAUAGUUUUAGUGAUUUGAUUGGUGAAACAGGUGAUGCUAAUAACAAGUAGAAUGGGAAAUUACAUUGGAAUAUUUAGGCUAGGUUAACUGUGCCCAUUUUUAUAGGCUACCCUAGUUCAAGUUAUAGGGUCUACAUUGCUCAGAUUAAACUUAAGUUAUAAUUGACAUUGAUAAGUUAUGGAUGGUUAUACUGAGGAAUUUGAUUUUCCGUUGGACUCAGAAAGGUGCCAUGUAAACGAUUUGCCGGAUGAAAUACUAGAAUACAUUUUGUGUCUUUUGAGGCCUUAUGAUGAUCUGAAGAAAUGUAUGUUGGUCAGUAAACGCUGGAAUAAAAGUGCUGUCAAUGUACUUCAUCAUAAGAAAAACAACUUCAAUCGCUGUCUUGUGAAUUUCAACAUCAAAUGGGAACACUACACUCCCCCAGAUAAAUGUCACAGCAUUUCAAAACGAUAUUCGCAUUCUGCAUGCAGUUUUGGAAAUGCUAUGUAUGUGUUUGGUGGGUGCACUUGUACGAGCACGACAUUCAACGACCUGUGGAAGCUUGACUUGUCGGCCAGGAAGUGGUCUAGGCUGCUCACUAUGGGUACGUACCCGACACCCAAGGCUCUGGCCACGCUCGUCUACUACGAGGGUCUUCUCGUCUUGUUUGGCGGCUGGACACACCCCACCCCGUUCCCUUUGCACCAGGCGUGGAGGACAUUCAACGAGUUACAUGUGUACGACAUCGGUGAGAACAGGUGGAGUUACGUGAUCACGCCACAACUGUCACCUCCGCCCAUGGCUGGUCACUCCGCCUCAGUACACGGGGACGACAUGGUUGUGUUUGGUGGCAUAUGUGGACAAAUGGUUACUGGCAGUGCUAAUGAUGUCUGGUGCUUUAACUUUGUGACUCAAACAUGGAGGAAACAAGAGACCUCGAGUCCCAAGCCAGUGCCUAGAUACAACCAGUCUCAGAUCGCGAUCAACAAUAACAACCUGCUGAUCAUAGGAGGUUGUGGAGGCCGGCCCAAUGUACUGCUCAGUGACGUCUGGCUACUGACGAUGACAGGCAACAUCUGGCAAUGGACACAGAUCUCAGUCACCAACCCUCAGUGGGGGAUGAGUCACCCCUCCAAUGGACAGCUGUGGUGCCAUCCAGCUUGCAAGAGUGGUAACAACGUCAUCUCUAUUGGGCGUAACCCAACUUCUACGAUGCCAGCGUUCUCAUUGUCCAAGUGGAAUCCUGUUGCGUCUAUGCCACGAACACCUAAUGACCUACAAUCUCCUAGAAGGCCUUCAGAUGGCUCUUUACCUCCGGUGGACAGAGAUGUGAAUGUUAACGGACGAAGGGGAGUCCUGCCGAGACCUAGAGCACCAGUCGAACCUUCCACGUCCGGGAGUAAAGACCAAGAAGAAGCUCCUGCAGAUCCCAAGUGCCAUAAACCAGAGAUCAAGGUGGGAAAGUCUCCAUUCCGGAACAUAAACUUGCCAACCAAUAACAACAUGGCUGCGUUCCGAGCAUCUCCGGGUGGAGCAGGGAAACAUCGGGAGCGUCAGUUGGAGGCGUUGCACAGAAUGGAGGAGAGACUACGUAGCUUGUCUCGCAACAAUCAGGUAAAGGAGAAACUGCCCGAGGCCGUGAGGCAAUGUCCUCCCAAGAUGGCGAUGUUUGUCAUGGACAUUACCAACGUGUUGACGGACAACGCUGUGACAUGGCUGCCGAUCAAGAGUGUAGCGACCGGAGCUCCAGAACACACCAUCCUCUACUCACUCGUCCCCGGCCAAGGCGAGAUCAUCAUGUUCGGUGGUAUACAAAAAGAUGUUUCCCAGUUUAACGUUGAAGAAUCCUCUUUGAACGUUAUAAACACUGUUACUAACACAUUGCAUUUCAUCACUGCCCCGCAGACUGUGAUCUAAGUUUUAAGUUUUUGAAUGUACAAUGCCUGUGUAAAUUUGUAAUGUAGUUGUUAUCGGAAGUUUUUUUAGGAGCUUGAAAGGAUUAUUAAAAUGUAAAAGAUUACCAUGGUUAAUUUGUUAAAAAUGAAUUUCUGGGAGGUUAAACAAAUCUGAAUUAAUUGAGUAUUGAUUCAGUGCAUGUAUGAGAGUUGUCCGUAAAUUACUUCACUUGCUACUAUUCUAGCUAUAGGUUCGGCCACUCCUGACAAUGGUCAUAUUCAUAUUAUUCGAAAACGUUGCAAAAGAAAUUCAAAGCGCCAAAUAUGUAUCACAUUCUAUGAUUAGAUUUCUUCGGUCUCACUUGACAACUAUUUUUGAUGUCUAUUUUCAAUUGACUGACAUGAAUGGAGUAAAGAAUCUAGAUGUAGAAAAUCAAAAUAUGCACAAGGAGUGGUAGUUCGGAGUUGGUAGUAAACAUUUGCAUGAUAUUCUCCAUGAGCUAGGCUGACUUUUGUUGCUUAUCAGUCUCAGUUGUAGCAAUGGCCAAAGUUGGUGGAAUUUUGCAUGCGGACCGUGGUGUGAUUGAACGAAAGAGAUUAUAAAACUAAUAGUAAGACCAUCAACGACUACAGUCAGCUCUGGAGGUCUGAAACAAACCGAUCAACAAGCUAAGAUUCCUCAAAUUCAAUCACCGUCUCGAUGGAAACUGAUAAGCACCCACUGCCGUACAUUGUGCAAAUGUAUUUACUUACACAAACUCCCUAAGUAACCAAUGCACAUUUUCUAUGCAAACAAUUUAUAUACAAAACACUUUUCUGUAGAAAACACAUGUGACAGCUGGCAACAGUAAUCAACAUGCAGUAUUCCUACAGAAACCUUAUCACAAAACACAAAACGUGGUUCAUACUUGGCAGGAGCCUCUAGUCUAUUUUAUAUUCCAAUUUUGACUUUCUCUAUGCCAUAGUAUGGAGAAAGUAUUGUUUUGUAAAAAUUGUUGAGUUUGAGUGGAUAUAUCUCUUUUGGGUCCCCCUGAACCCAUAAAAGUGGUUUCCGAAGUGAUGUCUGUGUCUGUAUGUGUGGAUGUGUACAGAGCUACAGACCACACUUGUAGUCCGAUUUUGAUUAAAUUUGGUAUGUAGGUAGUAGGUACUAAUCCAUAGUACCUUCAGAAGUUUUUUCCAUAAUUUUGUAAUUUUAAUUUUUAACCCAUUGGUGCCAACUUACGAUCGUUACUCGUCUGGCCGCUGCAUGCCCAAAAUCCGACUUACCUAGCUCGGUUUUAAUUUUUAAUUUAUUUUUUUUUUACUUUUAUGAUGUUUAUAAAUAUCUUGCUUCUUGUAUUGAGUAUUUAAUCAUUUAUUUUUGGGAAUAACAAAGGUAGUGUUGUCAUGUUAACCCACCCAAAAUGAGCUGUGAAAAGGCAAAAAUGGUUAAACAAAAAUUGUAUUUUUUAUGUUAUUACUUACUAGUGGAACCCCGUCGAAAUCGACGGUUAAUCUUGAGGUUUUAUGUAAAUUCAGCUAACUGCGUUGGAUAGAGUGAAGUCAUUAAAAUCUUAGUUAUAUGAAGGGAGGAUAAGCAAUAAUAAGUAUGACGAUUGUGUUCCCUAAAAAACGUGAUUGAUGAAUUCGUUUAACACAAUAUUUCCUACCUUUCUUUUUAUCGGCUUUAGGUUGCCCAAAAGAUUUUUUAGGAGUCUUAUAAUUGUUUCUUCAUGAGUUAGUUUCAUACCAAAGCCACUUUCACUAUAUGGGAGAAUGAGUUCAUAUAAUUAGUCCAUCAUGUUACACAAAGAGUCAAUAUUUAUUACGAACCACUAAUUCCAUCUGCUUUAGGAAAAUCAUUCAGAUUGUAUCCGGAUUUAUAAGUAAAUCUUCAUCUUCUUUUUAUAAAAAUAUAUGAUUCUCCAGAAAGCAGUAACAUUCUUACUUCGAUCUCAGCAAUUUUAAAUCCUUCUCUUGCCACAUCCACCCAUGUAUUUAAUCAUCCUGUUCUUCUUGGCCAUAUAGAUCACAUAAAGCUGUGCAUGUAUUUCGUGGAUUGGAAUGAACCAUAAUUGUAGGAAAUUUUAUCACAAAUCUUGAACAUUUGCGGAACCAAAUCCAUAACCUAGUCCAGCAUUGGUAACAAACUAUGCAAAUGCGAUGAGAUGUGAGGACACUGUUGUGUUUCCGAAUGUUUUGUAUGUAGGCCUAGUGAGGUUUAGAUGCGUUGUUCAACCUAGCUACAUGUGUACAUCAAAGUAAAAACUGUGUACACAUUUUUUACCUGAAUUGACAUUAGUUCACCUACUUUACCAAAACCAUAGACUCCGUAGUUAGUCUAUUCCAAAACUUGAACACAGCUCUCAUCCUCAACGUACUCAUCUAUGACACAAUUUUCAACCCGAUUAUCAAAAACUGUUAUACCAAUAAAUGAAUCUCAGGUGUUCUUUCUUGAAUUUAAAAAAAAAUGGUGAUUGAAAGUAGGAAAAAAAGGCAAGUGCCAACCUUACAAUAUGUAUAAGCUAACCCAA
Molecule: messenger RNA, 4652 nt
Organism: Macrosteles quadrilineatus (aster leafhopper)
Lineage: Eukaryota; Metazoa; Arthropoda; Insecta; Hemiptera; Cicadellidae
Product: F-box only protein 42-like
Exons: 8
Coding region: 440-2158 (572 amino acids)
Molecular function (GO): protein binding
Source: RefSeq, a predicted model, not a curated record